Messenger RNA from Sinocyclocheilus anshuiensis, 2135 nucleotides. RefSeq names its product alanine aminotransferase 2-like. Lineage: Eukaryota; Metazoa; Chordata; Actinopteri; Cypriniformes; Cyprinidae. The record is from RefSeq and is a predicted model, not a curated record. Gene Ontology annotation, molecular function: pyridoxal phosphate binding; transaminase activity. The coding region runs from base 404 to 1870 and encodes 488 amino acids. Gene Ontology annotation, biological process: biosynthetic process. The transcript is spliced from 11 exons.
UAUGGAUGCACAGCCCCCCUAGCAUUUGCCAACUCCGCCUAUAGUGAUUUGGAGCCCUGCCCCAAAUUUGCUAUGGUUAAAAGGCGUCCUUUAUCUAUGUACCAGAUUUGAUAACUUUCCCAAAAGUUCUAUGGGCUACCAUAGAAUCAAGAGCGGAUGAAGAAGAAGAAGAAGAAGAAGAAGAAGAAAACUAACGGAUACAAUAGGUGCCAUCGCACACGUGUCAAUUUGUCUCCUCCAAGAAAGAAGAAAGAAGAAAGAAGAAAGAAGAAGGGGGAAACAGAGGAUGUGCAUGCAUAUGACGUUCUUGAUUACUGCCGUAUUAUUUGAGUAUUGCACGUCUGUUCUGUUAUCACCAUGUUUUUCACCAGAAAUUCUCUGAAAAGGAAUACACGGAGAUACAAUGACUGAGAACGGCUGUGAAUACCGUGACAGGGUGCUGACGAUGGACACGAUGAACCCGAACGUUAAACGCGUGGAAUACGCUGUACGGGGUCCCAUAGUCCAGAGGGCAGUUCAGAUCGAAAGAGAACUCAAGAUGGGAAUAAAGAAGCCGUUCACAGAGGUCAUUAAAGCCAACAUCGGUGACUGCCAUGCUAUGGGCCAGAAACCCAUCACCUUCUUCAGACAGGUCUUGGCAUUGUGCUCUUAUCCAGAUCUUCUUGAAGACAGCAAAUUUCCAGAAGAUGCCAAAAGUAGAGCUCGCCGCAUUCUCCAAGCGUGUGGUGGAGGAAGUCUCGGUGCUUACAGUACUAGUCAGGGAAUUGAAAUGAUUCGUCAAGACAUUGCACGGUACAUUGAACAGCGAGAUGGAGGAAUCACAUGUGACCCUGACAACAUUUACUUAUCCACAGGAGCCAGUGAUGCGAUCGUGACCAUGCUUAAAUUGCUGGUAUCAGGAGAAGGAAUGUCUCGUACGGGAGUGAUGAUUUCCAUCCCUCAGUAUCCACUGUACUCUGCUGCUCUGGCUGAUUUGGGUGCUGUACAAAUCAGUUAUUAUCUGGAUGAAGACAACUGCUGGAGUUUGGACAUCAGUGAGUUACGACACGCCCUGCAGGAAGCAAAGAAGCACUGCAGCCCUCGAGCACUGUGCAUUAUCAAUCCUGGAAACCCUACAGGUCAAGUGCAAAGCCGGCAGUGCAUUGAGGAUGUGAUCCGAUUUGCUGCAGCAGAAAAGCUUUUCCUCAUGGCUGAUGAGGUCUAUCAGGACAAUGUUUACGCGGACGGGUGUAAAUUUCACUCCUUUAAGAAGGUGCUGUUUGAAAUGGGUCUGGAAUACUCUGAGAAAGUGGAACUAGCUUCGUUUCACUCAACGUCAAAGUGCUACAUGGGAGAGUGUGGUUUUCGUGGUGGUUAUAUGGAGGUGGUAAAUCUAGACCCUGAGGUGAAAGUUCAACUCACUAAGCUGGUAUCUGUGCGGCUGUGUCCUCCAGUGCCUGGGCAGGCUCUUCUAGAUGUUGUGGUCAAUCCACCCCAACCAGAUGAACCCUCAUAUGACACAUUCAUUAAGGAACGCACAGACACUUUGGCCACACUGGCAGAGAAGGCCAGCAUGACGCAAGAAAUCUUGAAUCAGGUCCCAGGAAUAAAAUGUAACCCAGUGCAGGGGGCAAUGUACACUUUCCCACGUAUCCACCUCCCACCGAAAGCCAUCCUGGAGGCCAAGGAGAAGGGACAAGUUCCGGAUAUGUUUUACUGUAUGAAGCUUCUGGAAGAAACAGGCAUCUGUUUGGUUCCUGGCAGUGGCUUUGGGCAGCGAGAUGGCACCUACCAUUUCAGAAUGACCAUCCUUCCUCCAAAAGAGAAACUGAAGAUAGUGUUGGCAAAGAUUAAGGAGUUUCACCAGCAUUUUAUGGAGCAGUACUCUUAACCAUGGCCAUCCCAUUUUCUGACAGAUCGACUAAAUCCUCAAUUUCACUCCUAAAGCUACAGCACUUUUGAGAUGUGCUCUGGAUAAAUACCUGCAAUGCAAAUGAAGUCCUGUCUCGCAGCUCGCAAAGUGCGAGUUGAACACAGGCAUGCUGAGAGUACACAACCCUACUGUGAGUGUAGUCACAGGCUCUUCCAUUAAAGACAAUGUCAAAGUUGUUAAUUUCUAUGAAUGGUUCUAUUAUUUAUUAAAUAUUUUUGUUUGG